CGAGAGUGUUACUAUGUACUUAUUUCCCUACCUAGAUUCAAAUAAAGAGACCUCUGUGACUGUUGUAAGUUUCUAUAUUUCUCUUACCGGCCUCAUAGCUCGUUUCUGAAGUUACUAUACUCUUUGAACACUCGUAAGCUUUGUUUGCGUAAUUAGGAAACUUGUUACAAUAUGAUGUUGCUACUUGCUCUUUCUCUGCUGGGCGUUGCCACGUCGGCAGCAUCGCAAUCGUUGCCUGGACUCAUAGAUACCCUCGUGGCAUCUGGAGCCUCGCAAUUUGCGGACUUCAUUCAAUCCGACCCGGAGACCUUGCAGUUAUACCUUUCAGACCAAGUCCAGACGGUCUUUGCCCCUCUAGAUUCAGCUUCGGGUAACGAAACAUUGCAAGAACGAGAUCUGUCUCCGGCACAACGACGUACGGCAGCAUUCCAGUCGGCUAAAGGAACGACAAGCAUCGAUCUUGCCAGUCGCUCGCUACCUGGCUUGAUUCUCAAGACAAACAACAAUGCUCCGUUGUUGAAUAACCAGCCACAACGAGUAGUAGUUGACACAAGGCCUCGCAACCUAACAUCGCCCACUAAGCGGUGGAAUCCAUCCUCCAUUUCUCGACGAGGAGAUAACGGGACAUCAUUGCUUAGGAUCUCAUCCGGACUCGGGAAAACCACCAAUGUCAUCAAGGGAGAUAUUCAGUAUGAUGGUGGCAUACUCCACAUCACGGAUGGCUAUUUCACUAUGCCAGAGUCACUAUCAAGCACAUCUAAAUACACCGGUCAGACGGCUUUCAAUAAUUUGCUUUCAAGCAGUAACUCGACAAACACUUUAGACACAACGCCUUCCGUCACAGUGUUUCUUCCCUCUAACGCCGCCAUCUCUGCUUCUAACUCUAGUAUCUCGGCCUCGCAGUUAGUAUCUGAUCAUGUUGUUGCUGGCACCGUCAGCUAUCUACCGGAUUUGAAAGACGGAACUGUUUUGACCACCCAGAAAGGCGAGACGCUCGCUAUCAGCGUUCGUAGUGGGCGUUACUACGUCAAUGGCGGACUGAUUACACAGGCAAACCUCAUCCUCGACAACGGAGUUGCACACGUGGUUAACAAGGUCUUGAAACCUACACCGGCAACAACCGUCCCAGGGGCUGCGUCGACCAGCUCUAUGAGCUUCAUCGGCGUGUUCGGAGCAAUCUGUGCCGUCGGAAUCGCGACUCUAAUUUGAUUUCCCAGCUGUUGUUGGGGCUGGUAGAACGGUACAGGGGUUAUUCGUAAUAAUUAAUUAAUAUUCUCACUCGGUGGCUUUGGAUUAAUUGGUUGGAAAGGCUUUAUCCCAUGUACGUAUCUGCCUACCUAAUGUACCCAGGUAGGCAGUUCAGAUGAAUACUCAUGUAACAGAAUGGAAGUUGAAUAAAUAUCACCCAAUGAAAACACUCCUUAGCUCCAAUAUAGAGAUGCCUUAGGUAGUCCUAGACAAUGUACCUCAGGUUAUACAACAUAUGCAAUGCCGUUACCCGUAACUUCAUACGUGGACACGACAUAUGCGGCCGAAACAAGAAAGAAGCAAAGCUAUCCG
Messenger RNA from Hypoxylon trugodes, 1560 nucleotides. Its product is annotated as FAS1 domain-containing protein. NCBI's taxonomy places the organism in Eukaryota, Fungi, Ascomycota, Sordariomycetes, Xylariales, Hypoxylaceae. The record is from RefSeq and is a predicted model, not a curated record. The transcript is spliced from 3 exons. Bases 172 to 1209 code for a protein of 345 amino acids.